Molecule: messenger RNA, 2049 nt
Organism: Saccoglossus kowalevskii
Lineage: Eukaryota; Metazoa; Hemichordata; Enteropneusta; Harrimaniidae
Product: hemicentin-2-like
Source: RefSeq, a predicted model, not a curated record
AUGAAAAUGAUAGAACGUGAUGUUCACAUUACUUCAAACGGUACAUGCAUCACUGCUGUCACACCGGAUGUUGUUUCUGAUGAGACGCCGGUUGACAGCCUUGUAAUUAUUAACCACAAUACACAGCUGAACUGUAGUUUUGUGGACGGCAGUGCUCCAGUUAAAGUGUAUUGGCGCAAGGGUGGUUUAGUGAUAACAGAAGAUUAUGACCUCUUACCUGGUGUCAGUGGCUACGAGGUUGUUGGUGAAGAGAAUGAGUUUAAUUUACGGAUAUAUGAUGCAGACAAAGAAGACGAAGACUCUUUCAGUUGCGAGGAUGCGUACAAUAUCAUUAAUGCUGCGUCAGCAAAUCUGUUUGUAAUAGACAGCCAACAAAAUUGCACUGUUUAUCCAAGUAGUACCAUAACUACCGGAAACAACGUCACAUUAAGCUGCAUUAUGGACUUAGAUGACACUGCACCUGGUGAUUUAGUUUGGUACAGAAAUAAAGCGGAGGUUAUGAGAAAGACUGUCGACCCUGUACUUAAAGUAAUUGUGACUGGGAAUGCUGAUACUUCCGGCAUUGUGAUAGAGGGUGAUUCCUUUGCAGUCAUAUGCUAUGUUUUAGAGACUAACCCAGAUGUAGACUCAUUUUUAUGGCUAAGUCCAAAUAAGCAUAUUAUCAGUAAUGAGGAAAGCAUACUUUUUGAAUCGCUUUCCAGGGAUAACUCUGGAAAUUACACGUGUCAGGCAAGAAACACUUUUUGGGAUGAUUCUGAAGGAGUCGGUGUAAGCACGAUUUACAUUGACGUGCAAUAUUCGCCGAAUGUCAAAAUAGCAAACCAAACUGAUGUAACAGUAAUUGAGGGAGACAUGUACAUUGCUGAAUGUUUAGUUGAUUCAAAUCCUGUUGCGGAAAUAAUAUGGAUACAUCCAGAUGGCUCUACUUCUCUUGGAUCAACACUUGAACUAGAAAACAUAUCACGAACUGACAAUGGCACAUACACCUGUUUUGCUGAAACUGUAUUUUGGGAUAGAUCUACCGAAUCAGACAACGAUUAUAUGCAUAUUAAUGUACAGUAUUCGCCGAAUGUUAAAAUAGCAAACCAAACUGAUGUAACAGUACUUGAGGGAGACAUGUACAUUGCUGAAUGUUUAGUUGAUUCAAAUCCUGUUGCGGAAAUAAUAUGGAUACACCCAGAUGGCUCUACUUCUCUUGGAUCAACACUUGAACUAGAAAACAUAUCACGAACUGACAGUGGCACUACACCUGUUUUGCUGAAACUGUAUUUUGGGAUGAAUCUACCGCAUCAGAAAAUGAUUCUACGCAUAUUAAUGUACAGUGUACAUCCGGCCACUAUUUCACUUUUUGGAUCAUCUAAUGUUUAUGAAGGAAGUGACGUCGUAUUACUCUGUGCAACAACUGACGCGAACCCUCGUCCUUACGAAAUGUAUAUAAACCACACAGAUGACAAUGGCAAUGACAAUGUCGUGGCAAAAGUAGAAUAUGACUUACAUCUACUAUAUAUCAUUACAUCAAUUAGUGAAGAACACAGUGGAACUUAUACAUGUUAUGCAACAACACGUUUCUACGAUGGUACUAUUGGCAAAAGUACGAGUUGUGAGGUAGUAUUAAACGUACUCCCAUAUGGGCUUACUGAUGAGUAUUAUAAUUCACUACUUAGGGAGUUGGAGUUGCUUAAAUCAAUAACAUCACAUAAACACGUUGUGACGUUGAUUGGAUGUUGUACACACGACGGUCCUAUAUUCAUUGUCCUGGAAUAUUUGGUUUUUGGUAACCUCCAAACUUAUCUUCGUGAACGAAAAACAAAUAUAGAAAAUACAUAUGCCAAUCUAGGAGAACGUGUGUCCUCAUUAUAUCAACAUAAUUGUGUUGGUUUUUCACAUCAGAUAUCUCUUGCAAUGGAAUUCAUUGAAGAAAAAGGUUGUGUUCAUCGAGAUUUGGCUGCACGCAAUGUAUUAAUGAAUGACAAGCUAGUAUGCAAAUUGUCUGGAUUUGGAUUGGCAACUGAUGUCUUGGAUCAACGUGAAUAUGAGAGAAGGACUCAG